CCGAGCCCCCCAUCCCCUUCCCCAAGCCCCCUCCACCAUGAUUUUGCUGAGCUGCUUCUUGCACCUGCGGCCCCGGCGCUGCGGCCCCUUGGCAGGGCUGGGCAGGGGGCUCGGCCCGCUCGGGGGGUCCUGCAGGGCCCUGCGGGUGCUGGUGGACAUGGACGGGGUGCUGGCCGACUUUGAGGGAGGCUUCCUCAAGAAGUUCAGGGCCAGGUACCCCGACAAGCCCUACAUUGCCCUGGAGGACCGGAGGGGCUUCUGGGUGUCGGAGCAGUACGGGCGCCUGGGACCUGAGCUGAGUGAGAAAGCCAUCAGCAUCUGGGAAUCCAAGAACUUCUUCAUCGAGCUGGACCCGCUCCCUGGGGCUGUGGAAGCUGUGAAGGAAAUGGCAAACUUGGCAGACACCGACGUGUUCAUCUGCACAAGCCCCAUCAAGAAGUACCGCUACUGCCCUUACGAGAAGUAUGCCUGGGUGGAGAAGCACUUUGGCCCUGAGUUUCUUGAGCAGAUCGUUCUGACACGGGAUAAGACGGUGGUUUCUGCUGACCUGCUUAUAGAUGACAGACCUGAUAUAACAGGGGCCGAGCUGAACCCCACGUGGGAGCACGUGCUUUUCACUGCCUGCCACAACAAGCACCUGCAGCUGAAGCCCCCCAGCCGCCGGCUGCACUCCUGGUCCGACGACUGGAAGGCCAUUCUGGACAGCAAACGCCUCCCACCCGGCCAGGCCACCUAAACACCGGCCUCCCACGGCCACCUGGGGCUGCAGCCACCCCCUCGUGUCCCUGUGGAGUCCUGCUGAAGGCCAAAACCACGGAUGGACAGACAGACAGACGCUGUCCCUGCUGCAGAAAGGAAGAGGAGGGUGAGCUGAAGCACCACAGCCACCUGGACCUGGAAAACAGACCCCAGCCCAGCUGCGCCACAAGAGACCAGCAACAGGAUUGGCCCUGUGGACCUGCCAGCCUGGCUGGGGGGCAUUUCCCACUGGCUCCUGGGGUCUCUGUGCUACAUCUGCACCCCCCACGAGGCCAGCCUGGUACUCCUGAUGGACAAAGUCCCCCUCAGCGUGUCACUGCCCUUGUCUGGUGCAGUGCAGGGCACAGACCAGCUCUCUACCCUCCCCUCUGUGUUACGGUCAAGGAUCACGUGGGUGGUUUGUUUUGUCCUCACAGGGUUUCGUCAUCAGGGGCUGCCUCGGGGGGUGUUUCCCCUGCCAGUGCCUGGACCUGUGGAGAGGGGUGGCUGGAAGGGCUGGGGGAGCUGGUGGAUGCUGCCCAGGCUCCCUGCACUGGCUCAGCUGGGCUGUUUCUUGCAGCUGAUGCAAUGGGAUGGUUGCGUGGUUCCCUGCUGGAAGAGUCCCUGCAGGGGGAUAUGGGCACAGUACCAUUCCUUCCAUGGAUCUGGCUGUGCAG
Molecule: messenger RNA, 1415 nt
Organism: Empidonax traillii (willow flycatcher)
Lineage: Eukaryota; Metazoa; Chordata; Aves; Passeriformes; Tyrannidae
Gene: NT5M
Product: 5',3'-nucleotidase, mitochondrial
Exons: 5
Coding region: 38-736 (232 amino acids)
Biological process (GO): pyrimidine deoxyribonucleotide catabolic process
Molecular function (GO): 5'-nucleotidase activity
Source: RefSeq, a predicted model, not a curated record